CAGGACAGCGAGCGCACGGGUCUUCUGCUUGAAGUCAACGCGCAUCCGAGGCUUUAUUUCCCAUUUUUCUCAUCCCGGGUGCCCUUUUCUUCCUGUUCUGUCCCUCGUGCUGAGAUGAGAUAAUCUGCACAACAUCAACUGCCCACGAAGUGUUUCAGCUGUUGGAAAGAGUUGAGACAGGAGAAGGGGAAGAUGCUGGGGUUAGAGGUCAUUGUGCUCUGUCUGCUGUUUGGAGAACUGGCUCACGGCCAGAAACCAGAGUGCAGCAAAAAGAAUGAAUGUCCCAUAGACGUGUACUUCACUAUCGACACAUCUGAGACUAUCGCCCUGCAAGAGCCGCCCCCUGGAUCACUAGUGGAGAGCAUCAAGCAAUUCACAGAGCAGUUCGUUCAAGGUUUAGAAGAUGCUGAGUUCAAAGGUGCCGUGCAGCUCAACUGGAAUGUCGGCGGGCUGCACUUCUCCCAGAACCAGUCAAUAAUCAGUUCCAUCGGACCCAAGAAUGCUUUCAUCACUGGUGUCAGAAAUAUCGUCUACCUGGGUAAAGGCACCUACAUCGACUGUGCCCUCACCCGCAUGACCAAGGAAAUGCAAAGUCGAACCUCGGCCAACCCGUCUCUCCGAUUUGCUGUGGUCAUCACUGACGGCCAUGUGACCGGAGAACUAUGUGGAGGCAUCAAGGUGGCAGCAGAGAGGGCACGUGACGAGCGUAUCCGCUUAUUUGUAGUAGCAGCCACGAAGAACGUUGAUGAAACAGGUCUGAGGGAGAUCGCCAACUCUCCUGCGACGGUCUACAGGAGGGACUUCAUGGCCGUGGACCUGAGCCAGGGGAGAGCCAUUAUACAUAAGGAAACCAUCGACCGCAUCAUUAAGACUAUGAAACAAAUGGCCUAUGCAGAGUGCUACAAAGUUCCUUGUCUGGAGACAGAAGGGCCUCCAGGUCCAGCAGGCCACAGUGGACAAAAAGGGGCUAAAGGAGACAACGGCGACCCAGGUCAGAAAGGACAGAGUGGUCGCCAAGGAGACCCAGGAAUCGAGGGUCCAAUUGGACAGCCCGGUGUCAAAGGAGAAUCAGGUCUUAAAGGCGACAAGGGAGAGAUAGGAGCUCAGGGUAAGAAGGGUGUGGCUGGUAUCGGAGGACGCAACGGGACUGAUGGACAGAAGGGUAAAAUUGGACGGAUCGGUGCUCCCGGCUGCAAAGGAGACCCAGGCGACAGAGGUCCUGAUGGUCACCCCGGAGAUGUUGGUGACCGCGGUCUUUCUGGAACUGAUGGAGAUAAGGGAGAUCCCGGACGUCCUGGUAGACCUGGGCCUCUUGGCACGUCUGGAGAGCCUGGCCCAAAGGGGGAGAGGGGAAGUCCUGGAUCACCUGGCAUGCCUGGAAAGAAAGGAACCCCAGGAACAGGUGGAAUUGCAGGAACCAAGGGAGAACCGGGGAGGAGAGGGGACUAUGGGCCAAAGGGUGGUCUAGGGCCAGAUGGAACUUCAGGAGACAAGGGUGAAAUGGGGUCAGAGGGCUUGAGAGGGCUUGCAGGUGAAUUAGGAAACAAAGGUACAAAGGGAGACAGUGGUCUGCCAGGCCCCAGAGGAUCACCAGGAGCACCAGGAGAGUCUGGGAGAAAUGGUACCAGAGGUGACCCUGGUGAUGCUGGCGCUAGAGGAGAGUCCGGACAGGCUGGACCGAAGGGAGACAAUGGAAGACCUGGCUUUAGCUAUCCUGGAACGAGAGGACCAUCGGGUGACAGAGGAGAGAAGGGUAACCGUGGACCUCGCGGCGGCAGGGGAGAUUGUGGCCAAAAAGGCGGGCCUGGAAGUAAAGCAGGUCCAGGAGAAGCAGGUGAGCCAGGGGUCCAGGGUGAACCUGGAACGAGAGGACCAAGAGGACAGAUUGGGCGUGACGGAGAUCCCGGUCCUGAGGGAGACCCUGGCCUGACUGAAUGUGACGUCAUGAACUACAUCAGGGAGACAUGUGGCUGCUGUGACUGUGAGAAACGCUGCGGAGCCUUGGACAUUGUGUUUGUGAUUGACAGCUCAGAGUCUGUGGGCCUCACCAACUUCACCCUGGAGAAGAACUUUGUCAUCAACACCAUCAACAGACUGGGAUCUCUUGCCAAAGACCCUCAGUCAGACACAGGUACAAGAGUAGGAGUUGUUCAGUACAGUCACAAUGGGACAUUCCAGGCCAUCCAACUCGAUGACCCCAAGAUCGACUCAAUGUCUGCUUUCAAGGAUGCAGUGAAGCGUCUGGAGUGGAUCGCUGGUGGAACGUGGACUCCAUCUGCUCUGAAAUUUGCCUACGACAGCCUGAUCAGGGACGGCCGCAGAGCCAAAGCCAAUGUCACUGUCGUGGUCAUCACCGAUGGACGCUUUGACCCUAGAGAUGACGACUCACUGCUCACCUACCUCUGCAGUGAUGCCAGUAUUGAUGUGAGUGCCAUCGGUAUCGGAGACAUGUUCGACCAGAUCGAGGAGAAUGAGAGUCUGAAGAGUAUCGCCUGCCAGAGGAGUGGCAGGGUGAUGGGCAUGAAGCGCUUUGCAGACCUUGUGGCCGAGGAGUUCAUUGACCAGAUCGAACACUUGGUCUGCCCAGAACCCACCAUCGUGUGCCCUGAUCUCCCGUGUAAAUCAGGAGGGGGCAGCACUGUGGGGCAAGCCCCUCCCCCCUGGAAGCCACUGGCCGAGGAAGGCAGCCCCUCGUUGGUCCCCACCUCUUUGGAGGGUGUGGCCAGCCUGCUGAGCGGCCUGAGCGAGCAGCAGUAUGGGGUUGGCGUGGCGACCAUGGCAUACACAGCCCAGAGAGCCAAACUUUCCCAGGGAGCGGACAGGCAGGAGUGGACCCAGCUGUUCAUCAAAUCCUUCAAAUAUAUCUACGGGGACAUUAUGGGAGAUCCAGAGAAAGCAAUAGGACUCUGCUAAUGCUAAUAUGCUAACCAUGCUACCUCGCAAAGAUGGAUGCCAAUGACUAAUAAGCUUAAUGCUGGACAUAGAAUAUAUUUUAUUAAAACUUUGGGCAUUUCUUUUAACUCUGUGGGUGCAAUACACACCUGGGCUAAUGCAAAAAUAAUUGCAUGAUAUGAAGCAGGCCUCAUAACGCUAUAAAGGAGCCGUAUGUCUAGUUGCUCCAAAUGAUCGGCCAAAAGUCAAAAUGUGGAUUCAAUAUCUCCUCACCGAGUAUUUCUCAAUUAACUUACUGUACGUAGGUGGUGCUGUCUCUCAGAAAAGUAACUGUUAAUUAUAUGAUACAUAUCAUUUCGUCCACCUUAGUGGAUGAACAUAUUCCAUUCACAUGGAAAGCGGAUGUCAUCCAUUUGUUGGAGACCAAUUCCUCUAUAGAGCCAUUCAUGUUGCUCCUGUAGAGAACAGUAGCUCUUUGAUGAAACCUCAUUUCCACUGUGAAUCAUCAGCUUCGCUGACUCACUCUUACUUUUUUUUGCUGUUUUGCACAUAUCCAUGGUUACGGCCUCAAUGUUUUUUUCUUGUGUUCUGUGAAUGACUCAUGUUGAUGAAAAGGCCAUUACAUGUGGAAAAUAUCUGUUUUUAUACAUGUCACCGUAUACUGUAUAUGAGUCAGAAGUUGGUAUUUGUGGUUGGUUGGAUGGUUAAUUUACUUGGCACUGACAAUGAAGGAACUAUUGUAUGUUAUGCCCUAAUUGGCGCAUGUUUUGUUUCUUGCAUGUGGCUUAGCUGGAUAGUAAGGUGACUAGUGGAAAAUUACUACAGAGCUGCCAUAACCAAAUAUAAGCUCUUUGACUGCAACUUGCUGAUGUGAAUUCUAUUUUCUUGUAUAAAAUGGAGUGUAUUCUUGUACUGUUGUCUCAAGAUAAUAAAAUGGCAGAACAAACCAAAAGAGCUUUCUUAAUGAGACCACAAGAGACCUGAGAAAUAUAGUAAUUCACUGGGACUAGCAUGUUUGAAAGAUUAG
Limanda limanda (common dab) is the source of this 3919-nucleotide messenger RNA. RefSeq names its product collagen alpha-2(VI) chain-like. The transcript has 31 exons. Lineage: Eukaryota; Metazoa; Chordata; Actinopteri; Pleuronectiformes; Pleuronectidae. The coding region runs from base 193 to 2913 and encodes 906 amino acids. The record is from RefSeq and is a predicted model, not a curated record.